This is a messenger RNA of Epinephelus moara (kelp grouper), 3155 nucleotides long. RefSeq lists its product as uncharacterized. The record is from RefSeq and is a predicted model, not a curated record. Bases 126 to 1556 code for a protein of 476 amino acids. NCBI's taxonomy places the organism in Eukaryota, Metazoa, Chordata, Actinopteri, Perciformes, Serranidae. The transcript has 3 exons. Gene Ontology annotation, biological process: regulation of transcription by RNA polymerase II. Gene Ontology annotation, molecular function: RNA polymerase II cis-regulatory region sequence-specific DNA binding; DNA-binding transcription factor activity.
AGUGAAACCUCUGUGUUUGCUUACAAACAGGCUGUAUGGCGACAAGGCAUCCAUUCCUGCCAUCUGUAGGGAAUUUCUUUUAAUUGUAAAUCAUUACAGAGAGCUAAAGUGCCUUUGAAUGCGCCAUGAAGCCGCUGGCUGGGACCAAGAAGCGUCCGAAAGCAGCCGGAGCUGAGGGUGCUCUGUCUCUGCAAGAAGAGCUUGUUGCAGCGAUACACGGAGCAUUUGAAGUGGCUGUGGAGAUCGCAGUUCGAGAGGUGACCAAGCUUGUAGGUCAGGCGACAGGAGACGUCUAUGAACAGAUGCGACGGGAGAACGAGUCCCUCAAACAAAGACUGCAGAGAGCUGAAGCUUUGCUGGACUCUGCGCGCAUGGAGGAGGAAAGAGGUGGCAGCUCUCCUACAAAGCAACUCGUGAAUGUCACUAACCGUGCAGAUCAACCGCCUCAUAUGAAGUACAAUAAAAAAAACCCAAAUCCUAAAGUGGGCAACGUGCACAGUCGCACGGGGGUCAGAGGUCACAAUCCUCCUGCAGGUCGCAGCCGUCCACACCAGCUUCCUGAACCCCAACACACACCUGAGGAGCACAGAUCAGAAGGUGACAUGCAGACACAUGUCAGUGAUGCUGCUUCAGAGGAAAAAGGAGACGAUGGAUGUGCUGUUUCUUGUGAUGCCUUGAUUAAAGAAGCCAGUGAAGAAAACUCCAUUGUGUGUGUGGUGAGAGUAGAAAGCAUCAACCAGCCAUGUCGAGACCUGGCAGGUCAAGAACGCCACUCGCCACCACCUCCCAGUGAGGAUGAAGAGUUCACUUCAAAGCAGGUUACAGUAAAGCAGGAGAGGCAAGAAGAGGAGGAAGAUGAUUUGGCUUGCUGCUUAGACUCGAUCAAAGUGGAGGAUUUUAGUCCGGAGUGUAUGUCAGCGGUGCAGUCCAAAAUGCUGGAGGAGUGGAAACCAGAAGUGCUGGAUAUUCAGAGCCAAGACUCCAACGGUCCUCUGUCCUGCACCAGGCUGGCUCAGGAUCUUCCAUCCCUCUCCUCAGAGUUCCCAAACAUCUUCCAACUGGUAGAACCAGCUCCCGUCCCAGAAGCCCCUCCACAGGUUUAUGGAGUCCAUGUGCGGACCAGCCGCAGCCUCGGCCACACCUUCACCAACCACCACACCUGCAAGUACUGUGGCCAGACAUUCCACCUGCCCAGCUUGCUGCGGCGGCACAACGGCCAGUGCCAGCAGAAGCUCCAGCAGUGUUAUCAGCAACCCGCUGAUGGAAGCAAGAGGACCAGACUGCAGCUUUACCCACCGGGCUGCAGCCCCUUCCAAUGCACGGAGUGCAAGCGAGAGUUCAACCGCAUGGAGAACCUUAAGACUCACCUUCGCAUCCACACGGGAGAGAGGCCGUACACCUGCUCAGUGUGCUCCAAGUGUUUCCGUCACUCUGGGGCGCUAACCAGGCACUUCCGUAUCCACACCGGAGAGAAGCCUUACAUCUGUGGACAGUGUGGGAAGUCCUUCAGGAACUGUGGGGGGCUCAAAUUCCAUCAGCGUUCACACAGCAAGUAGCUACAGUAGAGAUGAAAAACAGCUGAUAUGAUACAAAGAUCAAUAUGUUUAAAUGUAUCAUUUUUAUGUAAAAGUUUGAAGUGGGAUCAUACUUACUGGCUUAUCACAUUUCUGACACACAGUAUUGAUGGCCCACAUACAUUAAUCUAACCUAAAAGGAAUAUCCGCCCUUGUGUUUUCUUUUUCUUGCACGCCUUCUCGGUGAACGAAGAAUCCAAAAACAGAAAAAAUUCUAGAUGGAUUCAGGUCAUAGGGGACCGUGUGUAACAACAGCAAAACUGUAUCAAAACAUCUGUUAAUAAACUCUCACACAACUCACACAGUAUAAUCCAUGUCUCAUCGAUCCAGUCGUAUGUCCAGCACUUCCCUGAUAGUUCUUUUGAACGAGGAACUGAACGGAAAAUAAAACCUAUCCGUGCUCUCUUUAAAGCCAGACUCCACUGACAAAAACAGUAAUUUUACCUCACUGACCUUGUGAGCAGCUGGUCCACUGACUGCUGUCUUGAUCAGUUAAUUGUUAUUGCAUAACUUUGGUUAGUCUGAACUAACCCUUUAAAACACCAAAGUCACACAAUAACACAAACAAACUAUCUGAUUGAGGCAGCGGUGGACCUGCAUGUCCCCUUUUCAGCGAGGUAAAAUUAAUGUUUUUAUCAAUAGAGUCUGGCUUUGAAAAGAGCACAGACAUGUUUCAGUUCCCUGUCCAAAAUGGCUGUCUGUCUGGGAAGUACUGAACAUUCAACCGGAUAAAUGAAACUUGGAUUAAACUGCACAGGUUGUGUGAGAGUUUGUAAAAGGAUAGUUUUGCUGUUGUUAAACGUGGACCCCUAAGACUUUGAUUCAUCAAGACUUAUCUCUGUUUUUGGAUUCUUUGUUCACCUUGCAAGCAUGCAAGAUUUUUUUUAUUAACAAGUUCAAUGUGAAACGCGAUGAGUAACUGAUAACUGACUCAAAUGGAUAUGUAGAGGCUGUUCCAUUAACUGCCAGAUAAUAGGUGACCAAUUCAUAAGAGGGACUCUCCUGUCUGUACUGUUUCACCUUUUUAUAAUAGGUCCUACUUUUAAGGUCACAGGUAUUGUUUUUAAGAGCUCUCAAACUAAAGUAGCACCUCGGCAAAUUAUAGGAACUGUGAAGUGCAUCAUUUUGAAGUCAAAUAAAUUAUUCUGGUACUAAAACAAAUAAGAUCAGCUGUAUUUCAGUGAUGAUGUUCUAUAAAUCAGUGUCCUCAUCAGUAGAAAGACAAAAUAUAGAUACUGUAGCUAUGUGAUCAGCCACAACUGUACAUGACGGCUCAGUAACACUUAUUUAUAUGAAAUGUGUGGAACCUUUUAGUGUUUUCUAAGUGCCAUUUUUUUCUCAACUAGUUUUCUGAUGGCCACCACAGUUUGUGUUCUUAUUUAUGGCGAUCUUGUUUUUCUAAUUGUUUGUGUGCCUCUGUAUCUAAAUAUGCAUUUUAUAUAUGACUACUUGUGUGGAAAAUGUCAUUUAUUUAAUUAAAAGUGUGGAAAUUGCUCAGAAAAUGGACAAAGUAUGACAGCUUUGUUUUAUUGUACCAACAUACCAUGGAGCUGUUGAUACCGGAAAAUGCAUCCAGGCCCA